Cuscuta europaea is the source of this 1067-nucleotide messenger RNA. Lineage: Eukaryota; Viridiplantae; Streptophyta; Magnoliopsida; Solanales; Convolvulaceae. The record is from the annotation of a GenBank genome assembly.
GCCGCAGAUAAAGAUUAGAUAGAUAGGUUCUUGUUUUCUCUUGACCACAGAGGUUGUAGAGAUAACCCAAUGUCGGGAGCUUGUAUUGCUUCGUCUUCAUCUUGCUGGGGCCUCACUGGAAAGUUCAAGAAUCUCACUGUUAAUUCCACUCCUUCAAACGCUUCUUUCCCGAGCUUCUCAGCCAACACUUCUCACAACCUCUUCUCAAAAGGUGCCGUUAAGUUGAUGCCCUUGCAAAGACCAAUUCGUCGGUCGAUUGUGUGCGAAGCUGAGUCGAAGCAGAAGACAGAUUCGGCAUCUAAAAGGGCGCGGCAAGCUGAGAAAAGGCGCAUUUACAACAGAGCGCACAAAUCAGAAAUCAAAACUCGAAUGAAGAAGGUGUUGGAAGCUUUGGAUGUACUAAGGAAGAAGGAAGAUGCACAGCCAGACGAAGUAGUUAGUGUGGAGAAAUUGAUUGGAGAUGCAUAUUCUGUAAUUGACAAAGCAGUGAAGGUGGGAACCCUCCACAGGAACACAGGUGCAAGGAGGAAGUCUCGGCUUGCAAGGCGAAAGAAAGCCGUUGAGAUUCAUCAUGGUUGGUAUGUCCCUGCCAUACCAGAUUCAGUUGUAGCCUCAUGACUGUAGGAAGAAAUAUACCAGCCUUGUUUUAUUUAUUCCUUUAACCACCUGAAAAUAAACAUUGUAUUUUUCCAUGGAAUCUUGUAGUCUAUAUAUCUGCUUUUAUUUUGUAUCUUUCGUGAAUUCCGGGUUGAGUGCAAGAUCCACUUGAUAAGCGAAUGCAUACUUCAUUGGUGAUUCUAUCCUUGAACCAAAAGUUGGCUAAACAGUUGCAACCUCAGCGAACUCUGCAUUUGGUUAUAGGUUGUAUGUUUGAUCUGUUCCGUGAGGGUCUUUGAACAACUUCAUCUGUGAGAUUUCAUAUCCCUAGGAGCCUAGCUCAUAGAACAAGAGACAAUGAGGCAAUCGAUCAUGCACAAUGAAAAUAAUUUCAGUAUUACUUGUAGGAAAUUUUACUAUUAUCAUACAUUUAUUGCCCUUAUCAGCUAUGUAGCAUGGAAACUCUCGGG